Molecule: messenger RNA, 883 nt
Organism: Plasmodium coatneyi
Lineage: Eukaryota; Apicomplexa; Aconoidasida; Haemosporida; Plasmodiidae
Product: 60S ribosomal protein L34-A
Exons: 2
Coding region: 402-854 (150 amino acids)
Biological process (GO): translation; ribosome biogenesis
Cellular component (GO): ribosome; cytosolic large ribosomal subunit
Molecular function (GO): structural constituent of ribosome
Source: RefSeq, a predicted model, not a curated record
AAGGAAAUUAUUUAUUUUUUUUCUUUUUUGGUAACAUAAAAAAAAAAAAAAAAAAGAGGUAACAACUGACGUGAUGCUUAUUUUCAUCCGUACAUUCAAUCACACGAUAAGAUUAAGCGUUAGGCGCAUUUCGCAGUUUGUAUUUACGUUCACGCGCGUUAGCAACCUUAGCCAUCGCCAUUUUCAUUAACUAUCUCCUUGCAUUCAGUUUUACGAGUUCGGCUCGUCCGCCAUCCUACAGUGAAACAGUCGCGCGGGAAAUCAUAUAAAUAUAUACGCGCAUACUUACGUAACUCCUUUGCCGUACGAGUUAGGGAGAAGAUUUUCCCCUGUUCACGCAACAUUUUUCGGGAUCCCGCCCUUUUAUUAACUUGUAUCCCAUCCUCCUCUUUAUUUUCAAAAUGGCGCAACGAGUUCAUUAUCGUAAACACAAUCACUACAACACCAAGUCGAACAAAGUGAGGCCCAUAAGGACGCCCGGGGGCAAGUUAACUAUCCAUGUAGUAAAGAAGAAAGCCGGAAAGCCAAAAUGUGCCGACUGCAAAACGGCCAUUCAGGGGGUUAAGGCCCUGCGACCAGCUGACAACCACCGAGCCAGGAAAAAGGACAGAAAAGUUUCCAGGGCCUAUGGAGGCUCCAUAUGCGCCAAGUGCAUUCGGGAAAGAAUCAUGAGAGCUUUCCUUUUUGAGGAGCAGAAAUGUGUUCGACAAGUAUUGAAGGAAAAGAAGAAACAGGAGAAAAAGGUAAAGAAGGUUAAAAAGGAAAAGAAAAAAUCAACAACCAAGGAUGCAAAGAAGACUACAACUGAUAACAAGAAGGUUAAGAAGGUCGCUGAUAAGCGAAAGGGCAGAUGAAUGAGAAGCGCUUGUCUCCAAGCACUGCC